Molecule: messenger RNA, 1755 nt
Organism: Cylindrotheca closterium
Lineage: Eukaryota; Bacillariophyta; Bacillariophyceae; Bacillariales; Bacillariaceae
Source: the annotation of a GenBank genome assembly
AUGAUGCACAACCUUGCCAAAAUUGCCACCCGUGGACUUCAUCAGUUCAGAGCAAGAGACAUUGCAUUUAUUGUACACCAUCUAUUCAAGAAGAAUAUUCAAAACAAAGCCAUUUUUGAGGCUGUCGGGGAAGUUAUGCUGUCACGAUUCCAAGACUUUUAUCCAAAGGACAUUGGCAUGAUUCUUUGUUCUUGCAGCAGACUUGGAUUCAGAGCAAUGCCCUUUGCUGAUGCAUUGGCAGACUUGAUUAUGCCCGAGAUGGAUUCCUAUGAAAGCAAAGAUCUUUCCAGUGUCAUCUACUCAUUCGGUGCAAUGCGUGAACCCCGAAUGGAUAUGCUCAGAAACGCGGCGUCGGCCGCAGUCGGUAUUUCUUCGACAUUCGAUUCCCGAGAUAUGACUCGCAUGCUUCGAUCGUUUGCCAUGGCUGGGUAUUGGGACGAGGAGCUGGGAGAGACCAUGGCAAAGCAAGCAAUUUCAAUUAUGAGUACAUUCAGCACCCUCGAUGUUGGCCAAUUGGCGGUCGCAUUUUGCCAACAGGGGAAGCCCCAACGAGAACUCUUUUUUGCUAUCUCAAAGCACGUUACUCAAAAUUGUCACAAAAUGACAGCUGAGGAUAUCUGCAAUAUCGUGUAUUCAUUUACAUAUUUGAACCAUGGAUGUCGAGCCUUCUACGAUGAAAUUGCAUCAGCAGCAAUUCUCAUCAUGGAUACAUUCAAACCAUUGCACCUGCGAUCUAUCGUUUGUUCGUACUCCAAGAUCAAUUAUUUUCAUGCUCAGCUAUUUGAAGAAGUUGCUGAGUCUUCCAUUCUGAACAUGGACUCAUUCACUGUUCCAUAUCUGAAACAGCUUGUCAGACACUUUUCUAAGCUUCAGUACUACCACGAAGAGUUGAUGCUAGAAGCUGGACGACAGAUGGUUGAUGAAAAUGGGAAAUUCCAUGUGGAGACUCUCUUACAUGUCCUGGACGCUUUCGCGAUGCUGAAUAUCAAGCCUUCAAUGCUAGAGGACCUCCAUAUCAAAUGCAAGAAUGUGAUUCACAUCUUGGAAACUACUGAAGAGCUCAGCCUGGUGAAAUCACUCAGUCGUCUCCAGAUGGAAGGCGAUUGCAUCGACAAGAUCUCGCAGAAGAUAUCUGAGGAUAGUCCUGACCUAACAAACGAGGAAAUCGUUGAAGUUGCCAAAGUAUUCACAAUCGUGCAAUACAAGAAGACUCAGUUUUGGACAGCGAUUGGAAAAGAAAUUCUUCGUCGUGAUCAUACCAAGUGGACUGUCAAGCAACUUGGGGUUCUAUCUUCAGCCUUUGGUUCAUUGUCGUCUUCCUUGUGUGCUGAACCAUGGAGUGAGGUGGUUUCCAAGUGCUUCAAAAUGUUCUUCAUAAUGUUUCAACUGAAGGAGUCAUCCGAGAUCACAAUCCAAGACGUCGCGGCAGUAUCCAGUGCAAUUCCUUUUGGCAAGAGGGCAGGACUUCUCCCUUCAGGGUUCGUAGUCCAAGUAACUCGGCUUGCCAUCAGCAAGGCACCGGAAGCUCGCCCUGAUGACGUUCGUUGUAUUUUGAUCAACUUGUCUCAGAUUGACCUUCCAAUAUCAUCCCGUCGCAGAUUUCUUGGUAUCUACAGAGCCAUCUUCAAUGAAGUUUCUGUGUUCUUGAAUUGUAAAGACUGCAAAAAGAUCACCGAGGUCUAUGUGGAGAUGGAUCAGAUUCGAGAUGAUUCCACUUGGGCAAACAACUUCUCCUUUCUGAACAUAACACUCUAG